Messenger RNA from Priapulus caudatus, 580 nucleotides. RefSeq names its product protein glass-like. The record is from RefSeq and is a predicted model, not a curated record. Lineage: Eukaryota; Metazoa; Priapulida; Priapulimorpha; Priapulimorphida; Priapulidae. The annotation marks the transcript as partial. Gene Ontology annotation, biological process: regulation of transcription by RNA polymerase II. Gene Ontology annotation, molecular function: DNA-binding transcription factor activity; RNA polymerase II cis-regulatory region sequence-specific DNA binding. The transcript has a single exon.
CAACACCGCCACCGCCACCCACAGCAGCAACAACAACAACAACAACAACAACAACAUGGAUGCAGGUUUCCCCGUAGAGGAGGAUGACGGAGGCGGCGGGGGCGUGACGAACACCCCGGGCACCGUCUACACCUGCAGCGUCUGUGGGAUCAAGGUAACCACGCAGUCGGCGCUCAAGGUGCACAUGCGCGUGCACAAGUUCAGUCGUCCGUUCGCAUGCACCAUCUGCGGAUGCGCAUUCGCCUGGAAGGGCUUCCUCGACCGACACAUGGAGGUGCAUCUCAACAGCAAAGUGACGAAUACCAACGAUCGGCAGAUUCCGUCUGCCGACUGUCGGGAGGGGUUGCCGCAUCGUUGCCGCGUCUGCCAGCGUCAGUUCCCGACCGUAGAGAAGAUGAUUCAUCACAUGACCGACCACGACGUCAACGACAUCUACGACUCCUACAUGCAGAUGGAUAUCUUCCGCGAAGGAGGAGGCGGAGAAGAAGUGGGAAGAGGAGUGGGAAGAGGAGCGGGCGUUGCUACGGCGACCGGCGUCGGUAGAGCGGCCGGGGAGGACGCUACCGGGGAGGAGCGGGAG